GGGAGGGCCAUGACGUCAUUGUGUUGUGGAGCGGAGGAGCAGAGCUUCAGGAAUGGAGCCUAAGCUGAUAUUUGAGAAGGAAGGGGUUUACCUCCACACCAACGUCAAGAAAAACAAUCAGGACACCUCCCUACCUGGUUUCAUCCGUAUUGUUGAGCGGGGGGGCGAGCCCUCGCUGGAGUGGAGCCCGCUCGAGGAUGCGGGGCGCAGCACACCGGCGGUUUUCUACACCAAGAAGGACGGAGAGGGAGGGGAGGAGGACACCAACUUCGACCCGGGCUACGAGCCGGACUGGGCCGUGAUCAGCAACGUGAAGAGGGCCAGGGAGCCAGUCCCGGUCAGGAACACGGGCGAGUGGUCCUUCUCCCUGCCGCUGUCGGAGCUCUACUCCCUGAGGAGGGCCCGCUUCUCCCUGGGCCGUAACUACCUGGUGAUGACGAGCCGAGGGGGCCACCCGCUGCCGCCGCUUCACUUCCACCGAGGGGGCACCCGGGGCCUUCUGCGGGCCCUGCAGCGCUACAUCGUCCUGGCCCCAUCCCCCAUGGACGGGCGGCUUUUCCUGGCCUACCCCCACGACUCGGGGGCGCUGUCCCAGUCCUUCGAUGAGCUCAACCUGAUGGACGACGGCAGCUCGGACCUCGUCUCGAGAUUCAUGCAGGACCCGUACGCCACGACCUUCGGGGGCUUCUCCAAGGUCACCAACUUCUUCCGGGGGGCACUCCGUCCGCCGGACUCCCCCCUCCACACCAUGGGGGCCCCGGGGGCCAACGGGCACACGUCCAUGGAGGAGGAGCCAGGAUUCGAACUCAUCACCUGUGGGGCGGAGCUUGGGCCAAGGCCAGAAGUACUCAGAGGAAACCCGCUGGACAAGUGGGAUGAGUUUCUGGAUCCGGAGGGGCGUGUCCAGAACCCGGAGAAGAUCAAAGAGAUCGUGUUCCGAGGGGGAAUCAUUCCAUCGCUCAGGAAAGAGGCCUGGAAGUUCCUGCUGGGCUUCUACCCCUGGAACAGCACCACCAAGGAGCGGGAAGACAUCCUCAGGACCAAGACGGAUGAGUACUUCAGGAUGAAGGUUCAGUGGAAGUCUGUCAGUGAAGGGCAGGAGAUGAGGAACUCCCUCCUCAAAGGAUACAGAAACCUGAUUGAGCGGGACGUAAACAGAACCGACAGACACAACACGUUCUUCUCCGGGAACGACAACCCUGGGCUCACCCUGCUCCACGACGUGCUGAUGACCUACUGCAUGUACAACUUUGACCUGGGCUACGUCCAGGGGAUGAGCGACCUGCUGGCCCCCCUGCUGUUCGUCACCCAGAACGAGGUGGAGUCCUUCUGGUGUCUGACCGGCUUCAUGGAGCUCGUGCACCACAACUUUGAGGAGUCGCAGGAGGCCAUGAAGCAGCAGCUGCUGCAGCUCAGCCUGCUGCUGAAGGCCCUGGACCCCGAGCUGUGUGACUACCUGGACUCCCAGGACAGCGGCUCCCUGUGCUUCUGUUUCCGAUGGCUCCUCAUCUGGUUCAAGAGGGAGUUCUCCUUCGAGGACAUCCUCCACCUGUGGGAGGUUAUGUGGACCCGCCUCCCCUGUGACAACUUCCACCUCCUAUUGGCCUGUUCCAUCCUGGAGUCCCAGAGAGGAGAGCUGAUUGGCUCACAGCACGAUUUCAAUACCAUUCUCAAGCACAUCAAUGAGCUGACGAUGAAGCUGGACCUUAACACGGUGAUCUGUGGAGCAGAGGCCAUCUAUCUCCAGCUGGCCAUGUGCAAGGAGCUGCCCCUGAAGGUGAAGGAGGUGAUGGGUCUCUACGCCGCCUCCAGCUCCGAGGAGGAGAGCCCAGAGGCGGAGUCCCGCGAGGUCCAGACCCGCCAGACCCAGUCCCUGUCCUCCCAGCCGCAGCCCCCGCCCGGACCCCCAACCCCCCAGCCCCGGUCCACCGCCCCCCCGCGCCCUGCCCCCCCACGGCCCGCCCCCGCUCCCGCCCGGCCUGAGCCCACCUACCCCUAA
Molecule: messenger RNA, 1999 nt
Organism: Gadus chalcogrammus (walleye pollock)
Lineage: Eukaryota; Metazoa; Chordata; Actinopteri; Gadiformes; Gadidae
Gene: tbc1d17
Product: TBC1 domain family, member 17
Exons: 17
Coding region: 53-1999 (648 amino acids)
Biological process (GO): activation of GTPase activity
Molecular function (GO): GTPase activator activity
Source: RefSeq, a predicted model, not a curated record